Messenger RNA from Mesitornis unicolor (brown roatelo), 753 nucleotides. RefSeq names its product solute carrier family 2 (facilitated glucose transporter), member 9 (gene SLC2A9). Gene Ontology annotation, molecular function: hexose transmembrane transporter activity. Gene Ontology annotation, cellular component: membrane. The annotation marks the transcript as partial. The transcript is spliced from 5 exons. NCBI's taxonomy places the organism in Eukaryota, Metazoa, Chordata, Aves, Mesitornithiformes, Mesitornithidae. Gene Ontology annotation, biological process: monosaccharide transmembrane transport. The record is from RefSeq and is a predicted model, not a curated record.
UAUAUCAAGAAGUUCUACAAUGAAACUUGGGAGAGAAGAUACGGCUUCUCGGUGGAUGAAAACACACUGACUCUCCUCUGGUCCAUUACUGUUUCUAUUUUUGCCAUUGGUGGCCUUGUGGGUGCCAUUAUUGUUACUCCAAUUGUGAAGUUCUUUGGACGGAAAUGUACGUUGCUCCUCAAUAAUGUGUUUGCAGUGACAGCUGCGUUGUUGAUGGCCCUCUCCUUGUUGGCAGGGUCAUUUGAAAUGCUGAUACUGGGCCGCAUUAUAAUGGGUGUUGAUGCAGGCAUUUCUCUGAGUGCCCUUCCCAUGUAUUUGAGUGAAAUAUCUCCUAAGGAAAUUCGUGGUUCAUUGGGUCAGGUCACAGCGAUUUUCAUCUGUAUUGGUGUUUUCACUGGUCAAGUUUUGGGGCUACCAGAAAUAUUUGGGCAAGAAUCUCGGUGGCCGUACUUAUUUGGAGCAAUCAUAGUUCCUUCAUUGAUACAAGUUGUGAUUCUGCCUUUUCUUCCUGAAAGUCCUCGUUACCUUCUGCUUGAGAAACAUAACACAAGCUUGGCAGAAAAAGCAUUUCAGACCUUCCUUGGGAAAGCCGACGUGUCUCAUGAAGUAGAAGAAGUUUUGGCAGAGUCUCGAGUCCAGAGAAACACCAAGUUAGUGUCGAUACUUCAGCUCCUGAGAACCCAUGCCGUGCGAUGGCAGAUCAUUACCGUGGUUGUCACCAUGGGCUGCUAUCAGCUCUGUGGGCUAAAUGCU